Fusarium poae is the source of this 1101-nucleotide messenger RNA. RefSeq lists its product as uncharacterized. The transcript has 3 exons. The coding region runs from base 1 to 1101 and encodes 366 amino acids. Gene Ontology annotation, cellular component: mitochondrion. The record is from RefSeq and is a predicted model, not a curated record. Lineage: Eukaryota; Fungi; Ascomycota; Sordariomycetes; Hypocreales; Nectriaceae. Gene Ontology annotation, molecular function: (3R)-hydroxyacyl-[acyl-carrier-protein] dehydratase activity.
AUGUUUCCAGGGGCCUUUUCCUCGAGGCUAUCAAGACCCAUUCUGAACAAUGGCCUCAUCUCCACUUCAAGGCACUUGUCCCAUAGCUCCCGAGAUUGCAGCACAGCACAAGAAGCGGCAUCUAUCAUGACUGAGAAUUUCAAGAACAGGCAAUUCAUCCGUCGUCAGAUUCUCGACGCCAAUCAAGUGCAAAAGCUAGCGUUAACUCUUCAUCGUCCAAGCCUCAGCGGUAUCGAUAUCCAGGCCAAGGCCCCUCCAGACGGCACGCCUCUACCUCCAGGUUACCAUUUGGUGUAUUUCACCCCAGGAGGUCUAGAGUCAGAGCUUGGCGCGGAUGGCACUGACACCUCAUUCAAUGCCCCAUUCCCCUUCACUCGUCGUAUGUGGGCCGGCGGCAAGAUAGAAUGGGCGCCAUCCUCUUCAUUCUCAUCAUUGGCCGGCCCCGAGCUUCGGGUGGGAGAUGAGGUUGAGGAGGUUACAGCUCUUAUCAGCGCUGUGCCCAGGAAGAGUCGCUCAGCGGGCGAGAUGGUUCUCGUUGAGGUCAAGAAAGAAUAUCACGGCCCUAGAGGGCUGGCGUUGACGGACCUUCGGUCGUGGAUCUUUAGACCAGAGAUUAAACCACUCAGUGGAAGUUCAGAUAUCAAGAUGCUGGCCGAUGCCGACCUGAGGCAGCCAGCGCUUGUGAGAGAUCAAGUCGCCGGAGAUGGUAACCCAGUGAGAUGGCACCGCUGGUCACCCACCAGCCUCUUUCGCUUCUCUGCUUUGACCUUUAAUGGCCACAAGAUCCAUUACAAUGAGGACUGGACACGCAAUGUGGAGGGGCACCCAGGCCUGGUCGUUCAUGGCCCACUGAAUCUCAUUAAUAUCCUUAAUUUCUGGCAAGACUUCCAUGGGAAAGGCAAGUUCCCAAGUACAAUCGAUUAUCGGGCACUUUCACCGCUAUACUCAGGUCAGAUAUAUGAGAUCCAAUGCACAAAGCUAGAACCAGGAGGGCACACGGGAAAGGAUAAAUGGGAGAUGGUAGUCCAGAGGGAUGUUUACUUGUUAAAAGCAGUGGUGGAAUCUCCUAUACGCGCACCAGGACAGGGAAGUUUCCGAUAG